UAAAUUUUUCCCACCUUUUCUCCCUUCGUGUCGUCUCUUUCCUUGCGUCUUCUCCAUGUUCUUCUCUUCUGUGUUUUCUUCCAAACUUUCGUGUGCUCUGCCGCUUGAUCUUUGAUGCCGUCAGCUGCGACAGAACCUCUCGCUACCGCUAUCGCCAGUGUGGCGACGACGAAGGAAACGUUGGUGACUUUAGCUUGGUCGCUAGCCAUGCAGAGAAGGAGGAGAGGUCAGAGAAGAGGUCGGAUGUGCUGAACGCGACGGAGACAAAAACGAAUGCGGAGGCGGAGAGGAAAGAGGAGGCAUUGACGGAGCUGAAGCGAGUGGUGAAGGAGUUGCGCGAAGAAGACCUCUCGAUGCAGGUCGCGGCGGAGGGAGUGAGGUCGCUGGCGAAGGAAGAUGUUGAAGCGAGAGCUAAUCUCACAAUGCUUGGAGUAAUUCCUCCUCUCGUCGAAAUGCUCGAUUCGGAAGACGCUCAUUCACGAAUCGCUUUGCUCUAUGCUUUGCUUAAUCUCGGAAUCGGUAACGAUGUAAACAAAGCGACUGUAGUGAAAAUUGACACUGUACACAAGAUGCUAAAACUAAUUGAAUCAAGUGAUUCAAAUUCGUCGGUGGCUGAAGCGAUUGUUGCGAAUUUCCUUGGAUUGAGUGCUUUGGAUUCAAAUAAACCCAUAGUUGGUUCCUCCGGUGCAAUACCAUUCCUUGUUAUCACCCUAAAAAAUUUAGAGGCUAGUAAAACCGUAUCACAAUCCCAAUGGCAAGUGAAGCAAGAUGCUCUGCGCGCUUUGUACAAUCUUUCAAUAUGAUUGUAAAAACUUUCAGUUAUUCUGGAGACUGAUUUAGUUUGGCUUUUAGUUAGCUCGGAAGAGAGCCUCAAGAAUAUUUGA
Vigna umbellata (rice bean) is the source of this 884-nucleotide messenger RNA. The record is from RefSeq and is a predicted model, not a curated record. NCBI's taxonomy places the organism in Eukaryota, Viridiplantae, Streptophyta, Magnoliopsida, Fabales, Fabaceae.